Cryptomeria japonica (Japanese cedar) is the source of this 2606-nucleotide messenger RNA. Its product is annotated as F-box/LRR-repeat protein 10. Gene Ontology annotation, molecular function: protein binding. The transcript is spliced from 4 exons. Gene Ontology annotation, cellular component: SCF ubiquitin ligase complex. NCBI's taxonomy places the organism in Eukaryota, Viridiplantae, Streptophyta, Pinopsida, Cupressales, Cupressaceae. Gene Ontology annotation, biological process: SCF-dependent proteasomal ubiquitin-dependent protein catabolic process. The coding region runs from base 606 to 2402 and encodes 598 amino acids. The record is from RefSeq and is a predicted model, not a curated record.
AACCAAAGCGCAAAAGUUUUGCCCCGUGCGACCCGCAAAAGCUGGUUAAACCGUGCCUAUACCCGCCACACAAGUAACUUAAUGGCAUAUUCCCUCCUUGACUCUCAUCCUGUCCGUCCAAUGCUAGUGUCUAAGACUAGUAAGUAGCUGGCUUAUCGCCUCAUACCCACGAAUCCCUCGGCCUGUUCGUCAUGGCGGAUGGCAAGAGGAAGAAGUGCAAGAUCAUGGAAGGAGGAGGUGGAAGUGGAAGUGGAGGUGGGGGACUGGAUCAGCUCCCCAUGGCAUUGCUGCAGAGCAUAUUGAGCAAGCUGGAUGUACCUUCCAUAUGCGCAGCUGGUGGAUCCUGCAAGCUCCUCAACGCCUGUGCAGCUCAUACAUUCUCCUUCCUACACUCGUUUCAUCUUCUGGUUCGCAACAUUAACAUUUCUUCUCAUUAACCUCAAUCGUUGCUACCCAUAUAUAAAUUAAUAACCCAAGAGGAGAUCAGCACAAGCUUCUAUUUUUUCGUGUACCCAAAAUCCUCAUACCCUCAUUAGAGUUUGUACGGUGAACCCAGUAGAGGUUUUUUAGAUGUUCUCUGAAAGCUGGGCUCGUUAUAUUAAAAGAUGUUUGGUGGGGACCUUUCUGCUACACUUGAAAUGUUGCAGCAUUUAAUUCCUUCCAAUGUGGCUCUUAGAAGUUUAAAAUUAGAUUGUGCCCAACUUGACGAUUCAUCCAUCAAGUAUCUUGCCAUCCCACAACUGGAAGAACUCUCUCUUCAGAGCUGUGACAGUUUUACUGCCGGACUUCUGUUUGAGAUUGGAGAAAAUUGCAAAAAACUGCGAUCGUUAUCCAUUGAGCUGGGUUGGAUAGAUGACAAACCAGAUAUUUUGAGCUACACAGCUGGGCUUGAACAGUUGCUCAGAGGUUGCUCUCAGUUAGAAUCUCUUUGCUUGAUGUUUGAUGGAUCACCAUUUGAUAAUCGUAAGUUUGCUGCAAUUUGGGGGCUGGCUGCACCAACACUUAAAGUCCUUGAUCUUGGUUAUGUAUUAGAGAAAGAUGUGAAGGAAAUAUUUAAUUUAAAAAAUUCCCAUCUUAGUAAAUCUCUGCUUUGUCACUCCACCAUUCAAAUGAAAGAGGAUAAGAACAGAGUUUUUCCAAACUUACAGAAACUGUGUCUAGCCUUAGAUUGGAUCUCAGACUCUCUUAUGGGUAUCAUUUCAAAAAAUCUACCGUUUCUCACUCAUUUGGAUCUUCGAGAUGAACCUGUUGAAGAACCGUAUGCAGCUGUGGACUUGACAAACUGGGGCAUUCAACAAACCAGUGGGUGUUCAAGAUUGCGACACUUGUCGUUGGUUAGAAGCCAGGAGUUUUGUCCUACAUCCUUCAAAAGGGUUAAUGAUCUUGGGAUUCUUCUAAUGGCAGAAAAUUGCUCAAAUUUGGAAAGUAUAAGGCUUGGUGGUUUCUGCCGUAUUACAGAUGCAGGUUUCCGGGCUAUUCUACAUGCAUGUCCAAACUUGCAAAAGCUUGAAUUGUUGCGCACAACUCAGCUGACAGAUCUGGUAUUUCAUGAUAUUUCUGCAACUCCCCUUUCUCUAGCUCACGUAAGCUUGAGGUCUUGCGAUUUGAUUACUGAUUUUUCUAUUAUUAAUUUGGUAUACUGUAAAAACCUACAAGUUCUUGAUUUAAAGGGGUGCCGGGGUGUUGGGGAUGAUGCCCUGAAGGCUGUCUCAUUCCUCACAAAAUUGAAAACAUUGCAAUUGAACAGUUCUGAUAUCAGUGAUCUUGGCUUAUCCUAUUUAGGAAGUGGCAAUGCUCCUCUGGUUUCACUCUCUUUGAGAAGCUGUCCAAGAGUAACUCACAGGGGCAUAUCUUCUCUAGUUGCCGGUUCCCUUGUUCAAACAUUGCAAAACCUUGACUUGUCCAAUAUUCCAAAUUUAACUGAUAAUGCAAUUAAAGCCUUAGGCAAGAGUGGCGUGCAGAUUGUGGAACUUCGACUCCGGGAAUGCCCUCGUAUUACUGAUACAUCUAUCAUGGUACUGGCAUCGAUGCAGAUUCCGGGCCAAGGAUAUGGAUGCACACUAAGAUUAUUGGAUAUAUAUAAUAGUGGCGGUAUUACAGAACUUUCAUUUUUAUGGUUCAAAAAGCCUUAUUUUUCAAGAUUAAGAUGGUUGGGCAUAGGACUAAACUUGAAUGGAGACAUUGUAGAUACACUUGCAAAGAACCGACCAUUAUUGCGAAUAUCUCAGGGGCAUGAAAUAGACCGGGGCCGGCAAGAUCUGUCAGAUGGCUUUUUCAGGCACGAUAUUGAGGAAGAAGAUGAGCUCGAGCAGUGGCUGAGAAAUGAAGAAGAUCAGAAUGAGGAUGAAGAUGAAAUUGAACAAUGGUUACGAGUGGUUGAUGAAGUUGCUCUUCCUUCAUAAUUUAUGUAUGUAUGUCAAAUGUAAUUUUAAGAUAUUUUAAGGGGGUGCAUCUCGUCUCCCGUGCCCUCUGUUUUAUUAAAACCAAAACUGUAAACAAUACUAUUUGGCAUGAGAUAUCAUGCUUUUAUUCCUGUAAUAUUUAUCUGUAUUCCUUCAGAUAUUCUGUGAAGUGUUAUGGUACUUAAAUUUAAGAGUGCUUAAGAA